UCUCCUGAAGAUGCUCAGACACUCAGUGCAUUUGUUACGGAGCCAUUCAAUGCUCCGAACGCUCGCUGCCUUUUCCUCCUACGCAUCUUCUUCUCGACUCGUCUUCUUCCACUCCGUCUUUGAUCCCCUGCCGCCCUCGGAUCGCCCCCACCGCGCUCAGGGUUCUUCCUCAUAGCUGGAUGAGUUGCAUCCAUGGAAGCUCUGAAAGCGAGUUUAAGGCCGGAGGCCUCGCCGUCGGUACAGCAUCAGCUUUCGAGCGAGGAGGCAGGGUGGGUCGUCGAAAGGGGAACCUUUUGGGCGAGGGUUCUCCGUUGACGACCCCCUCGACUUCGGCGAGUUCGCUGAAAACGAGGUGGAGAGGCCGGAAGGGAAGCGGAAACGUAGAACGCCAAAUCGGAUUCUUCUCCUUCACCGUCUUCCGGGCUCACCCUCGUGGUUCAGGCUCCGCCUCCGGCGGCGGCGCUUUCGGAUAUAUGUCUUCCCUGGCGCGCCGGAUCUCUCAGCGCAAGACCCGGCUCUGCAACGCCGGCAACCUUGGAAUUGUUAAAGCCAAUGUGAUAAUACAGAUUUCGUCCCAUAUUGAUUCACCACAUCAGGAAGCUCAACGCUUGGAUUGUAUUCUUAGGGCUGAGGAGCUACCGCAAGAAAAAGACUAUCCUUCCUUCUAUUCCCUUGUUUCCAUGGAAACUCAGGAAGCGGCUGACUCUACCGUAAGGCAGCAUUUCUUUGUUGAUCAAGGGUAUACAUUUGAGGAAAUCACUAGCUUGUCUUUUAUAGAUUUAAACUGUAACCUAAGCUAUGAUGAGCAAAUUGAACUUCUGAACCAGGUGUUGUAUGCCGAGGAUGACAUGGUGGUUAUGGAGCAGGAGGGUUGAACUUGCUGCUCUUCUUCAUGACAUGGGAGAUUACAAGUAUACAAAGUUAGUAUGUCUCUCUCUCUCACACACACACACAGAGUUUAGUGGUCAUCUAUUUCAUGAUUUCAUUGAGAUUUUUCAUUUAAGAUAAUUAUUUAUUUCAAUGACUUCUGUACUUAGUUUCUAUUUUGCUGUAUAUGCGAGGAUGAUUGCUUCAUUGCAAAGUGAAAAAAUAAUUUCUUCUCCAUCCUUGCUUGCAAUUUUGUUGCUUGAAUUUUAAAUGACAUAGGGACUUCUUCUCCAUCCAGAAUUCAUGUGUAAUAUUAAAUAUGUAAAAGUUUACGUUACAAAAUUUACUAUAACGUAUCGGUAAGGACCGCUACAUCUUCUUAAGAACUUGGGUGUAGUAUUAAAUAGACAAGAGUUCUCAUACCAUAGGUUGGAUAAGAACAAAAAUUAUAGGAAGACUAAUAGUCUGGAACAUGAAACAUAAGAACUCUCGCUCUAAAACAAUAUAGGUAGUACAUGUUGGUGUAAUUUGCAUUAACAGUCUAACUCAGGUUUUAAUGAAUGACAAGUGAGUUCAGUUAGAUGCCUUUGUGAUCUAAGUGUUUUACCAAGCGUGCAAGAAUUGAUGAGUCUGGAGGACCAGAAAUCAGAUUAAAAUCCAGCUAGGUUCGCAGGACCGGAUAGCUAGUGCAAGGUCCAGAUAGAUAAAUGGGCUGACCUAAUACGUGGUAGGAAGUCCAGUGGACAACCGGUAGAAGUCCAACUGGGUCUGUGGACCUAACAACUAGCAUAAAGAUCUGGUGGGUUGUGAGGCUAGUCAACUGACUGUAAAUUGGUAAGUGAAGGUAAGUCACUGGAGGAGAGUGACUAGGUGAGAACGUGUCCCGGUUACGGGACAAUAGACGUCGGUCCAGUUUAGGUUUAUUUCGGAUUUCUAAACUGAGACUUUGACUAGAUCCUGGUCUCAGAGGAGACAGUGUCUAAUUACUACUCAGUAUCAUUAUGCUAAUACUUGUCUUGCAGGUUAUUAUUUAGUCUAUGAGACUAACAUAUUUUGCAGGAUAAAAAGAGCAUAAAAAGUUUCCGGUGAACACUACCCGAGGUGCCUUCUCAAGGAUGGAAGGCGCCUUUAAGCAGUGGAAGACACCUUGACACUCUUCAUAGAAGACACCUUUAAUGUAUGGAAGGCGUCUUCUAUAGGGUAAGAAUCAAACCUCAUAGCGAAUAAGGGCCAGUUUGUUGAAAAUCAAAUUUGUCAGGUUGGAGGCGCCUUCAAGGCCUUUGAAGGCGCCUUCCACAGCCUUUAUAAGGGCUUCUCAACCUAAGCUUUUACAACAACUUCUAUACAAGCUUCUACGCGUACGUUUGAGGUUCUGAUUGCUCCAGCUUCCUGCUAUGACUUUGCUAUGACACUGUUGAGCCUGACUACUGCUAAGGAGCAGACCGACACCAAGCCUCUGACAAUCUUCGAAGGUGUUGGGUAACGAACUUGUAAUUUGUGUACUUAAUUAUUUACAAAAGGACGAGUACAGUGUGUUGCACUUGUUCUGUCUUUCCGUGUACUCGAUUUCUUUUUUUGGAGAUACCGAAAAAGGUAUUUUAGUGAAUUACCCAUCGAUAGGUCCGCGUGACCUGAGUCUUAGAGUAGGAGUCGUCGAAGGCUCCAAACUAAGUAAACCGACUGAAUUUGCAUAUUUGGUUGCUUGUUCUUUUACUUCGCUUACUAACUUCCUUUCUCCACUACGUACUUUGCUUUUAAAUUUAAAAGAAAAGACAAGUUUUAAAAACUACGUGAUUCACUCUCCCUCUCACGUGUGAUUCCAUCCAACAAGUGGUAUCAGAGCCGGUUCUACUCUGAAUUGAUGCAACCACCAAUCAAGCCAGGGGAAAGUGAUUUAUUUUCUUUUGGAUUUCAGUUUUUCACAUUUUAUUUGAAUCGGUAAAAGUUUAUCUAUUCAAAUAACUCUUUUUCAUUCGGGGUUUACUCGAAGUUGGUGCAAUACCACUCGAGUUCCUCGAUAUAUUUUAUUUUAUUUUCUUAAACCCUACUAAUCCAAGACUAAGUUUUGGUACCUUUCUCUAGUUUUUCUAUUUCAGUGACAAAUGACUCAUAACUAAGGUUAUAACACUGUUCGUCCGCUCCUAUUCAAUGGGAAUGAUUUCUUAUAUUGGAAGAACUGGCAAGACGGGAGAGGUGACGGUCUCAUCCGUGAGCAAGAGAGAAAACAAAAAACCCCUCUCUUCCUCUCCCACCCCAGCCCUAAUGGUCAAUUUACUUGGGAGAGCAAAAAGUAAAACUAAGAAAAGUUUUUGCACUAGAAAAAUUUUCGUCGUUUACUUCAUUAAAAUUCUCAGAGGGAAGAGAAACACAAUCCAUCACCGGAUAGUUUUGGAGGCAACAUCAAUCAUCUCAAAAUCGGACAGAAAAUAAUAGAUUGAAAAAAAUGAUGUAUGUAGCCAUUUUCAUUCAUAAAAUUACACCAUAUACUAAAAAAAUGAUACAUGUAUCUUUUUUAACUCACAAAAUUAUAUCAUGUACCUAAAAAAUGAUGCAUACACCCUGUUUUAUUUACAAAAUUACGUCGCAUAUAUCCAUCUUCCUCUAUCAAAGUAAACAAGCAUGUAAAGAAAGAGAUUUUUUUUACGCUUUCUCUUCUCUUCCUCUCAGGAUAAUUUUCCACUAUAAAUUGUUUUCCCUUUCUCAUCCACACUUUUGAGUAAAUAGAACAUAAAAAAAACAAUGACAAGAAAAUCCCCAAAAUGCCCCUUCCCUUUGCCCACGUGUCCUUACAUUCACUCACCGCAUCCAUGCCAAGUGAAAUAUAAAGUUUAGUCAUUUGCCCCUUACUCACUUAAAAACCAUGGUCCUUCUUGCAAAAGCAAAAGCAAAAGCUGGAAGAAAUCUGCCCCAUCCUGAAGAAGGAAAUAUAGGGGUGGACAAAUGUACACUGUGCUAUCAAGGCUAGCCUACAAAUGAAUUUUGCUAUGGUGACACAAUUGGUAUAUAAUAGACCCUAUGGAUUACAGCUCAAGGAGAUCUUGUUAAGCUCAGUCCAAUACCUUAGUGAGCCAUAUAUAAGCUUUGCCUUCAUCUAAACAAGCAAAUUAGACCAGAUAACAAUGUAGAGCAUGCCAAACUCCCACCCCCACCUCCUCAAAAUAAGGUUGUUUUGUGUUCAUAAAUAAACUUAUUACCAAUCUUGCUGAUACUAUCAUGAAGAAACUUAUUCAUAGAUAGAUAACAAGAAUAUUAUUUCAAUAGACUGAUGUGUUCUUGUUCCAUAAAAAUGAAAAUGACUUCCGACUUUAAUCAAGUUUGAGUAUAAGCUCCUCCUACAAUCGACAACCAACUUCAAUUCCCAAGGAUAAGGGACUAAAGUAUCCAAACUAGAGUUGCCAUGAGAUUAGUAAAAU
This is a messenger RNA of Zingiber officinale, 4280 nucleotides long. RefSeq names its product general transcription and DNA repair factor IIH helicase subunit XPB-like. Gene Ontology annotation, cellular component: transcription factor TFIIH holo complex; transcription preinitiation complex; nucleotide-excision repair factor 3 complex. Bases 180 to 875 code for a protein of 231 amino acids. NCBI's taxonomy places the organism in Eukaryota, Viridiplantae, Streptophyta, Magnoliopsida, Zingiberales, Zingiberaceae. The transcript is spliced from 10 exons. Gene Ontology annotation, molecular function: 3'-5' DNA helicase activity. Gene Ontology annotation, biological process: nucleotide-excision repair; transcription initiation at RNA polymerase II promoter. The record is from RefSeq and is a predicted model, not a curated record.